CCUACGGGUACUCUGGUACCUACAGGACCUAUGGGUAUCGUGUGCAGCUUUCUGGGUAUAUAUAGUGUGCUCCAGGACUGGAAGACCAUACUCGAGCCGUGGACAUCACGGCUUGAACAAAGUAAAGUGAUAUUUUGUGGAGCAGUAGAAAAUCUUGUGUAAUACAAGAUGUCGGAUGCUAAGAAGAACCUGUUGCUAUUCUUCGACCGGCCCUCGGAGCCGUGCUUCAUGCAGAAGGGAGAUGAGAAGGCCGUCUUCGAGAUCCCUGACCACUACUACCCGGACAAAUACAAGCAGUUAACAAGCACGAUCUCCAACCGUUUCGGUGGCGAUGCCGGCCGUGCUAUCCCCGUGCGGAACAUCGCUCUGCCCAACCUGGCUCUCCCCAUGGAGCUGCCCUACAACGACCAGUUCUCGCUCUUCGUGCCCAAGCACCGCGUCAUGGCGGGCAAGCUCAUUGACAUCUUCAUGGGUAUGCGAGACUUAGAAGACCUGCAGUCGGUGUGUUCCUUCUGCCAGCUGCGCAUCAACCCUUACAUGUUCAACUACUGUCUGUCCGUCGCUAUACUGCACAGGCCCGACUGCAAGGGCGUGAACAUCCCCACGUUCGCGGAGACGUUCCCGGACAAGUUCAUGGACCCCAAGGUGUUCCGCAAGGCCAGGGAGGUCAGCAACGUUGUCACCUCCGGGAACAGGAUGCCAGUGACGAUCCCAGUGAACUACACAGCGAACUCGUCGGAGCCGGAGCAGCGCGUGGCGUACUUCCGCGAGGACAUCGGCAUCAACCUGCACCACUGGCACUGGCACCUGGUCUACCCCUUCGACUCGGCUGACCGGUCUAUUGUCAACAAGGAUAGGAGAGGAGAGCUGUUCUAUUAUAUGCAUCAGCAGAUUAUUGCUAGAUACAACAUGGAGCGUCUGUGCAACGGCCUGCAGCGAGUCCGUCGCUUCAUGAACUUCCGCGAGCCCAUCGACGAGGGAUACUUCCCCAAGCUCGACUCGCAGGUCGCCAGCAGGGCCUGGCCGCCUAGGUUUGCGGGCACGACAAUCCGCGACCUGGACCGUCCGGUGGACCAGAUCCGCGCCGACGUGUCGGAGCUGGAGACCUGGCGGGACCGCUUCGUGCAGGCUGUCGAGAGCCUCACUGUUACACUGCCGAACAACCGUCAGAUGCCACUAGACGAGGAGCGAGGCAUCGACAUCCUGGGCAACAUGAUGGAGUCGUCCAUCAUCAGCCCCAACCGCGGCUACUACGGCGACCUGCACAACAUGGGCCACGUCUUCAUCUCCUACUCCCACGACCCUGACCACAGGCAUCUGGAACAAUUCGGCGUGAUGGGUGACUCGGCGACGGCGAUGCGUGACCCGGUGUUCUACCGCUGGCACUCGUACAUCGACGACCUCUUCCAGCUCUACAAGUACAAGCUCAACCCUUACACUGACGAUAAGCUGGACUUCCCCGGCAUCCGCCUGUCCAGCAUCUCCCUGGAGGGCCCGGCCGGCAACAACACGGUGGGCACGUUCUGGGAGCUGAGCACGGUGGAGCUGGGCCGCGGGCUCGACUUCACCCCCCGAGGGUCCGUGCUCGCCAGGUUCACGCAUCUGCAGCAUCAGGACUUCACUUAUGUUCUGGAAGUGAACAACACCUCAGGUCAGGGUGUGAUGGGCACGGUCCGCAUCUUCAUGGCGCCGACGGUCAACGAGCAGGGGGAACCGCUCGGCUUCGACGAGCAGAGGCGGGCCAUGGUCGAGCUCGACAAGUUUACUGCUGGAUUACGUCCGGGUAACAACACUAUCCGUCACCGCAGUCUGGACUCGUCUGUCACCAUCCCCUACGAGAGGACCUUCCGCGACCAGUCUGCCCGUCCCGGCGACCCGGGCAGCUCGGAGGCGGCGGAGUUCGACUUCUGCGGCUGCGGGUGGCCGCACCACAUGCUCAUCCCCAAGGGAACUGCUCAGGGGUACCCCGUCGUGCUGUUCGCCAUGAUCUCCAACUGGGCUGACGACAGGGUGGAACAAGACCUAGUAGGGUCCUGCAAUGACGCAGCCUCCUACUGCGGUAUCCGCGACCGUCGCUACCCCGACAGGCGCGCCAUGGGCUUCCCCUUCGACCGCCCCGCGCCCGCGCAGGCGCUGACGGACUUCCUCAGGCCCAACAUGGCCGUUAACGAUGUCACUAUAAGGUUCUCUGAUACUACCAGACCCAGGCAGCAGAGGCGGUCUGACCCGUCUGACGCGUCUGACCGUCUGCCCGCGAGGGCGGAGCCCCGGCGCAGGCCUUGCGGCUGUCGGGAGUACGGCCCGGGCGAACUGGCCGCUAGUAUAAAGAAACCUUAUUAUUAUACUAAGUGUCAUCAUAAACAUCAUUGUUUUUAAUUUUAAAUAUUUUAACUGUAGAAGAUGACCAUUUAAUAAAUAAGUAACUAAUCAUCUUGCAAGGAAAAUACAUAUUUUGAAUAGCAAAGAUAGGUCUACUCUACUCUUUUUACCCGACUGUGCAAGCAAAGGAGGGUAAUUAUCUCCAUUUAUAGAGUUAUUAUAAACCAUUUGUAUCAUGUUGGUCUGUCUUUUAGCAUCUAUCAGGUCGUUUCUCAAUAUAAUAUAUGUAUACUAUGUUCUAAUAUAAUAUAUCUAUGACAAUUCAUACUAUGUAAUGUUUAUUUAACUUAACUGUUGUUAUAUAUGCAAGUAAGCUGGCACCCAAUAGACAAUUAAGUAAAAAUCAAUUAACAAUUUGUGUAAUGACAACUACAUACAAAUUACGAUGCAUAUCUUACAUUUUUUAUUGCAUUUCUGAUACAUAACUGCGUUUAAAAAUAACUACUUAAUUUAUGCUAAAUAUAUUAAUUAGGAUUCUUUCAAAUAAUGUUGUUACUGAAACGAACUUGGCUUAUAUGAUACCGGAUUCCGAUUUUACUUUUAUAUAUCAUAUUUAAUAGUAUAUAAGUUUAGUUAUAAGUAAACGGGUCUGUAAAUACGUAGAAUAGUUCCUAAUAUUAUGUAUAUAGUGUAAAUACAUUUGUGACUCUUGAGACUGAAUAUAUUAGCCUUUUGCCAA
Messenger RNA from Helicoverpa armigera (cotton bollworm), 3058 nucleotides. It is a transcript of the gene PPO1, whose product is annotated as phenoloxidase subunit 1. Lineage: Eukaryota; Metazoa; Arthropoda; Insecta; Lepidoptera; Noctuidae. The record is from RefSeq and is a predicted model, not a curated record. The transcript is spliced from 16 exons. Bases 169 to 2376 code for a protein of 735 amino acids. Gene Ontology annotation, molecular function: oxidoreductase activity.